CGCCCAUCUGCAGAUGAAUUACGCUUCGUCAAGCAGAGCAGAACAAGAACGGAACUCAUGAUCCUGAAGAGUGAAGAUCAUUAAGCUAAAGCUCGAAGUUUGGCAGAGAAAAAUGUUUAGAGCGACCCAAAUAUUGUUAAAGUGUCAAAAGGCACUUGGAGAUCUAGAUUUGCGCAAGGUCUUGCGGUCUGAAAUCAAACAUGAACUCUCCUCUCCUCACGUUCAGGGAAACCGAAAUGGGUCUUUGGGAGAUUUUGUUAUGGAUUGGGAUUCAUCAAAUUCUAAAGAUAUUGUUUUGAGGAGAAAAUGUGAAUCCGGUGAGGAAGUUGCUGUUACAGUUUUGCUGGAUCCAUGUUACGCGAGGGAAUUUUUGAUGAAGGUGUUUGUGAAAAAAGCUGGCUUGAACUCUAUAUUGCAGUUUGAUUGUGAAGUUUAUGAGAAAGGUGCAAGUGGGUCUGGUUUUGAUAUCCAUAAUGCUUAUUAUCUCCAAACAACUACUUGCCCUGGACCCUCUGCCUAUAGAGGCCCCUUGUUCAGUGACUUGGACACUCAGUUACAAAAUGCUCUCAAGGAAUACCUAGUAGCCAAGGGAGUCAGUGAAGAACUUACUAAUUUCAUCCUACUACAUCUACAAGAAAAGGAGAAAAAUCAAUAUGUGAAUUGGUUGCAGAAAGUUGAAUCCCUAGUAGUGAAAGGUGACUCUACUGAUACCAAGUACUAACAGCAUUACAAUUUACAGCAAGAGGUUUAAGUUCUAUAUUAACUUUCCCCACAAUGCCUAAUCCACCUUUGAAGGUUGAAAAGAAUUGUAGGUAACUUGAGUUUUCUCUCAUACUUGAUUUUUUAAUUAAUGAGCUUAUAAUUUUCAGAUUUU
Messenger RNA from Jatropha curcas, 874 nucleotides. It is a transcript of the gene JHL06B08.3, whose product is annotated as Mitochondrial glycoprotein family protein. The record is from RefSeq and is a predicted model, not a curated record. NCBI's taxonomy places the organism in Eukaryota, Viridiplantae, Streptophyta, Magnoliopsida, Malpighiales, Euphorbiaceae. Gene Ontology annotation, cellular component: mitochondrial matrix.